CUAGCGCAUCGUGACGGGCCAAAUUCGCAGGCCUCGCAGUGUUUGACCCGCCUCUUCUUGUCUUCAGUUUCUCUCUGGUCGGACAGAAAGGCCGCGAACAAAAAAAAAAAAAAAAAAAGAAUUUAGCCGCAGAUGGAGCAAUUUCCACGAUAACCUGUUUUGACCUCCAGCUGACCUUGUCUCUCUAUGCGAUUUGAACAGCCCUACAGAGAUGACCGUGUCGACCUUGAUCUUGAUUGGGUCCAUGACAAAUUCGAAGACGACAGAGAUGCGCGACCUGCCCGUGGCGGCCGACGUGCUCGCAACGACCGCUACUCCCAGUCCCCGGAACGGAGCACUGGCGGCCCGUCAGGAGCCAAGCUCCGCGUUGAGAACAUCCAUUACGACAUCACAGAGAGCGAUCUCGAGGAUCUCUUCUCCCGCAUCGGACCCCUUCAGAACGUAAGCCUCGUAUACGACCGAGCCGGCCGCUCCGAAGGCCUCGCCUUCGUGACCUAUACGCGCAUGAGCGACGCGAGAACGGCGAUCAACGAAUUCGACGGCGCCAAUGCCAAAGGCCAACCAAUCCGACUGGCACUGAUCGCGACCGGCGACCGCGGCCGCCGCGACCGCAACCCCUUUGAUUCCGUCCAGCGCCCCAGAGGCAGCCUCCUCGAUCGCGUCGAGCGGCCCCGCAACGCCCGCAGUCUCAGCCCUGACACCCGAAGCGAAAGCCCGGACGGCGGUUCCCACCGUCGCCGCGGGCGUCGCGGUGGCGCAGCCCGCACCCGUCGCAGUGACGUGUCCAAGCCGGCCCCCGAGCACAUCGAUCGCUACGUCCCUGGCCAGGGCUCAUCCUCGCCGCGACGGGGAGCCCCCAACGGCGGCCGACGACAAGGCGGUGGAGCUCCCAGGGAAAGCAGAGGAUCAGACAGCCGUCGCGCGGCCAACGGCCGGCCGCGAAAGACACAGGAGGAGCUGGACCAGGAAAUGGACGAUUACUGGGGCGGAGGAAACACCGGCGAGACUGCCAACCAACCUGCUGCUGCUGAAGCUCCUGCUCCCGCUGCGGCUGCCCCUGCCGCCCCGGCACCCGCGGGAGACGACGACAUCGACAUGAUUGAGUGAGGGGAGACAAACAAAUUGCGACAAUCUUCGUGAUAUCCGUGUAACAAAUAGGUGCAUGCUAUUGUUGCUGUUACUGUUGCUUGCUUGCUUGCUUGCUUGCUUGCUGCUUCUCAGGAGGAUUUGUGGACUAUGAUCAAUCAGACUGGAACGGAACGGAUAGAUUUUUAUUAUUACUUUUUUACGGCUUGUUUUUCUUUGUGAGAUGGGAGAUCA
Aspergillus candidus is the source of this 1320-nucleotide messenger RNA. RefSeq names its product putative RNA binding protein. Lineage: Eukaryota; Fungi; Ascomycota; Eurotiomycetes; Eurotiales; Aspergillaceae. Gene Ontology annotation, molecular function: mRNA binding. The transcript is spliced from 5 exons. The record is from RefSeq and is a predicted model, not a curated record. Bases 187 to 1107 code for a protein of 306 amino acids. Gene Ontology annotation, biological process: mRNA export from nucleus. Gene Ontology annotation, cellular component: nucleus.